This is a messenger RNA of Diachasmimorpha longicaudata, 3187 nucleotides long. RefSeq lists its product as uncharacterized. The coding region runs from base 143 to 2170 and encodes 675 amino acids. Lineage: Eukaryota; Metazoa; Arthropoda; Insecta; Hymenoptera; Braconidae. The record is from RefSeq and is a predicted model, not a curated record. The transcript is spliced from 2 exons.
AAAUCCAAGAAAUUAAGUACACCCACUAAAGGCCCAUUUAAAAUCGUGAAAAUCCAUAAUAAUCUAACCGUAGAUAUCCAAAUUACUAAAAACAAAAUAAAAAGAUACCACACUAACCUUUUAAAACAUUAUUUUUCAGACGAUGAAUCUGAUAAUCUUGUUCCUCCUUCUAAUCUCUAAUUACUCCCAUGCUAACACUUAUUAUAAUGUCCAACAACUUCAAAAUUCUAGCGGAAUUUUCUAUGAUAAACUCGGUUUAGCACGGUUAUCGAAUUCAAAACUAACCCUUCUAACUCAUUUAAAUAUUACGCAUCUACAAAAUGCUCAUUCCGUAGCACAUAAUAAUUAUGAUCGCAUCGUUCGAAUUUGUAACACUAAAACUAUUCAAUUCCCAAAUAUAACUUUUGACCAUUGCAGUCAACCCCUUAAGAACAUUCAAAAAGAAAUAGAAGAAAUCGAUCGGAAAAGUGAAAUCCUCGAUCAAUUAGUUAAUUAUAAACCUGGACGAUUCUCUCGUGGAUUAAUAGAUGGAGGUUCCUACGCAUUAAAUUGGCUAUUUGGCGUUCCCGACGCUGACGACGCUCAAUACUACAUUGAUAGUAUUAAUUCUCUCGUAAACAAUAAUAAACAAACCCAAACUCUUUUUAAAACUCAAAUUCAAAUAAUUACUAGUACAAUAAAAAACUUCAAUAAUUCUCUAACUUCUCUCAGAGAACAAGAACAAAUAAUGAACACUAAUAUUCAAAAAAUUAAUCAAUAUUUCACGAACAAUAAUAAACGAAUAAAUUACCUCGAGCUGAUGAUUAUCAUAUCAUCGCACAUCUCCGCAUUAUCAUCCCUAGUCGCUCACUUACUAAGUAAAUAUACAGAAUAUAUUGACGCUCUCAAUUUAGGCAAACACAAUAUUUUAUCUCCAACAAUUGUUACCCCUAGGAAUCUAGUGCAUGAAAUGAAACGUUACAAAGGAGAAUAUGACUUAUUAUUAAAUUUAGAUCACGAUGAUAUUACAACCCUUUAUAACCUUGCUAAAGUUCAAAUUAUUUUCGAUAAGGACAUGAUUAUUUUCGCUAUUCAUUUCCCCUUAGUUCAGAAAAAUAUUUACGAUUUUUACCACCUGAUUCCUCUACCUAUUCAACAUCAGAAUAGUUCCUACUUUUCAUUCAUUAAUCCUAAAAACAAAUAUCUCCUUAUGGCCCAAUCCAUGACCCAAUAUUCCUACGUACAAGAUCUCUCAGACUGCAUCGAAUAUCUUCAUGAGAGGUAUGUUUGUAUUCGAAUACAUGCUACCCAAACAACGGAAAGAACGAGCUGUGAAGUCCAGCUAUUAUCACCUCACAUAACCCAGCUCCCCAGAGACUGCGAUACUUCUACUAUCAAAGCCGUGAUCGAGACCUGGAAAUACGUGAGAAACAAUCAAUGGAUCUACGUUCUUCAAAGACCAAUUACCGUAACCACUCUUUGCACUGGAGAAAAAGCUCACAUGGAAGACAUAAUCCUCCACCAAACUGGAAUCUUUUCACUUCACUCACAAUGUAAAGCAUACACCGAAUCAUAUGUGUUAGAAUCGACUAAUCGUACCGGCCAAAAUAUAUCCUUCUACGUUCCAACUAUCCGCAUCACAGAAGAAGACUGCUGCAUCCGUCUACCAAAUAUAUCCAAGGAACACACGGAACUUCUCCAAACUGUUCAUCUCACCAAUGUGGACCUCAACGAUUUCAAGUAUGCCUCUAAGAAGCUGUCAGAAUUCGACGAAGCCCUGACGAAGCAAAUUAAUGAGCCAUCUAUCGCCACGCACCAUAAAUGGUACACUACUGUUCUACUUGCAAUCGGAAGUAUUAUUUGCCUAAUAAUAUUAUUCAACUGUUGCCGCUGGUGUGGAUGUUUCUACUUAUUACGACGUUUCUGCUGUUUCACACGGAAUCCUACUAAUGGACAAUUGGUCUCUCCAACCAUCAAAAAUUUCGUAAACUGCAACUUCGAUUCCAAUUUCCAAUCGGAUUAUCAUCGAGAAGCCCCAGAACAAAUCUGCUAUCACCACCACGUUGGUCCUGAUCCACCCAUUACCACGACGACGUCAUCGACUCACACCGAAGAUGAAGUCAUCUUGAUGUCAUCAAACCCUUCAAGACGACUCAGCGUUAAACCACGCAGGAGUACCACUCCACUUUAAUUUCAUUGAUAUAUUAAUCUAAACAAAACUUUCAUUAAAUUACAUUCUAUCAUUAAUUAGACUUUGAUAAUCAUAGAAUUACUGCAAUCAGUUAUAGGAUUAGAUUUCAUGAUAUUAUUGAUUCCAACUAUUGUAAUUUCUAUUCAAUUUAGAUUUAUCCAUUCAAUAUUUUAUAAUUUUAAAGUAUCCAACUUUCUCGUAACUAAGUAAAAUUCAUUGUAAUCGUUAGCUAUAAGUAUAUUGAAAAUGGUAUUUUCAAUCUUGAGGAAGGAGUUGUUGUAUACCCCAAAAUUCCAGGCUUAGAACCAUAUUUUUGCUCUCCUUAAAACCUUAUAAUUAAAACCUUAAGCCGUUAAAAGCCAAAUCCUUUUCUAAAACCAUUCCAAUUUUCUCCCCAAUAAACAACCCUCAUUUAGAAGAUUUUCCUGCGAAGAGUCCCAUUCAAGACCCUCCCUGAUCCUCAGGCCCAUAUGUCCACUCUGUACCCCUACUCCGAUCCUCUAAUAGUUAUCACAUGGUCAUCCCUCAAACUCUCCCAAAUAUCUCUUGUAGACCUGACUUUUCGAACGCCUUUGGACACGACUGGUUGUCUCAACAAAUUGUACUCCCAGACAAGCAAAUAAAGUUCUUUUAUUUUUGUGGACUAUCAAAAACGAGUACGUUUACUCUGGUAUCCAACACAGUGCAGUUAACGAAAAUCAAACAUUUUUCAACCUGGACACAAGUGACGAAUGUUAUAAAAUUGGACCAACACCCACAUUUCUACAAGGACAGACGACCAUGAUUGGUUUCUCAUCUGGAAGUAGCACCCCCAGCACCAGCCGGUAUAUUGUCCAACAAUCUCAAGAACUGUAAGUACUGACGCUCAGACAUCUUGUAUUCAUUUUCGAAAGAGAUUAUCCUUAAAAAUAUAAAAAUAUCCUAAAAUUCCACAAUGGUCAACGACGAUUUCUUCAAUCUUCCUAACAUUUCCAAUCAAAAUGAUCAAAAAUUGCAAAACAAUCAGCUGCAACUCGU